AUGGCAGAGAAAAAGGAUGAUGGCAACAAGAUAAAUGACGAAUCCAACAAAGAUGAAAGUGGGUCUCAUUUGAAGAAACAGAUCUCUCCCUACGAUCUGUAUUCAAGUGAUAACCCAGGAAAUAUCAUAACCCAGGUACAAUUGAAGGGUGAAAAUUAUGAUGAAUGGGCUCGUGCAGUCCGAGGCUCGUUGAGAGCACGACGAAAGUUUCGAUUCGUAGACGGAUCGAUUAAAAAACCUGAUGAUGCUGCCCCUGAAAUCGAUGAUUGGUGGACUGUCAAUUCCAUGAUUGUUUCGUGGAUUUUCAAUACGAUUGAACCGAAACUUCGAUCGACCAUCACAUACAGAGAAAAUGCACAAGAAUUGUGGGAUGAUAUCAAACAGAGGUUUUCUAUUUCAAAUGGACCUCGCAUCCAACAAUUGAAAUCUGAAUUGGCGAAUUGCAAACAGAAUGGAGACUCGAUUGUCACAUAUUUUGGACGGCUUAAGAAGCUGUGGGAUGAAUUGAACGAUUUCGACCAGAUACCCAUGUGCACAUGUAAUGGGUGUAAGUGCGGCAUAUCUGCGGCGCUAAAUAAGAAGAGAGAAGAGGAAAAGCUUCACCAAUUUCUGAUGGGCCUUGAUGAUACUCAGUUCAGGACCGUGCGGUCUAAUGUCCUGAGUCUAGACCCGCUGCCGAAUCUGAACAGAGCAUACCAGAUGGUGGUGCAAGAGGAAAGAGUCGGAGUAAUGACUCGAGGCAAGGAAGAACGUGGAGAUCCAAUCGCAUUUGCUGUCAAGUCUGGUAGGACAUCGAGUUGGGAAAAGAAACCUAACACAGGGUCGGAGAAACCAUGCUCACAUUGCAAACGUGAUGGGCAUGAUAUCGACUCAUGUUUUCAGCUGGUGGGUUACCCAGAUUGGUGGGGAGAUAGACCUCGAUCUGUAGGUCGUGCGCUUGGACGUGGAAAGCAUGUGCAUCGACCAAUGAGUGGCGCGCUAAAAGGAAGAGGCAAUAAUGCAAAAGUGAAUAUGACACAAGUUGUUGAUGACACUGAAGUAAUGAAGUAUGAAGAUGAUCAGGUGCUGCCGGGGUUGAGUUCAAAGCAGUGGAAUGCUCUUCUUAAUGCGAUUAACACACAAAAAGGUGGGACGAGUACAAGACUAACAGGUGAGAAUUCAUGGAUUAUUGACACAGGUGCCUCUCAUCAUAUGACUAGCACUCUUGCGUGCAUGAAUGAUGUUCGAGAUAUAGAGCCUUGUCCGGUUGGAAUGCCCAAUGGGACACGGACAUAUGCAACUAAAGAAGGAAUGGUCACUGUUGGUGACAAGCUAAUGUUGAAGCAUGUCCUUUUUGUCCCUAAUUUAAAUUGCAAUCUCAUCUCAAUCUCUCAGCUCUUACAUGAUGCUGAUUAUAUUGUUCACUUUACUAAAACAAUGUGUGUUAUACAGGACCGCACUUCGAGGAUGAUGAUUGGAGCGGGUGAACAAUCAGAGGGGCUUUAUGUGCUUAGUGUGGUGACUCCAGUCCGUGCAUACCAAGCAAAUGGCAUUAGAUUUUGUGAGUUGUGA
Messenger RNA from Glycine soja, 1551 nucleotides. RefSeq lists its product as uncharacterized. The transcript has a single exon. Lineage: Eukaryota; Viridiplantae; Streptophyta; Magnoliopsida; Fabales; Fabaceae. The coding region runs from base 1 to 1551 and encodes 516 amino acids. The record is from RefSeq and is a predicted model, not a curated record.